Molecule: messenger RNA, 487 nt
Organism: Colletotrichum navitas
Lineage: Eukaryota; Fungi; Ascomycota; Sordariomycetes; Glomerellales; Glomerellaceae
Exons: 1
Coding region: 132-404 (90 amino acids)
Source: RefSeq, a predicted model, not a curated record
CCACUCAAAAACCCCUUGCAGCUGCAGCGACGAUGGGCCAAUGACAGGCCGGCAACAGCAUUUGCUUACGCAGCUCUCUACCACACACAUGGCAGCUGUCAUGAAGUAGUGACAGCCAAUCGAUUCGAUUGAUGGUUUCUUUACUUAGUUCCAUGUUUUUCUACUAUGUGGUUCCCUGGAUGGACUUAUUGAUGGGGCUUUGUUUUUCGAGCCGGUCUGCUGUCCUCAACUGCCUAAAGUGGCUCAAAUGGCUCCGCAUAUGCAGCAAGGUGGCGGGAGGGAUGUUUCGUUGUCGGCAUCUGGCCAGCAUCACUUCAUGCCCAACGUCGGAGAUGAUAGCCCGCGGCAAUGAUGAUGAUGAUGGUGUUGAUAAAAGAUGGGGACCAAUGGCCCGCCAAUCGUAGCAGUGCCGAGCGAACCCAAUUAACUCCAGCCUCCAGAAGCGACCGGCCGCUAAUUGUGUGUGUAGACACCGGACCGUCCGAUG